Messenger RNA from Mycotypha africana, 493 nucleotides. RefSeq lists its product as uncharacterized. The coding region runs from base 105 to 425 and encodes 106 amino acids. The transcript has a single exon. The record is from RefSeq and is a predicted model, not a curated record. NCBI's taxonomy places the organism in Eukaryota, Fungi, Mucoromycota, Mucoromycetes, Mucorales, Mycotyphaceae.
AGAUCACGGCAUAUGAGUAAAAGAAAUCACAAGAGACGUAAAAAGCAAAACAAUCACCGAAAUCCCGGCAUAGCUCAUCAAUCAGUCAAUACCAUGUAAAUAGAAUGAUUCAAAUAAUGCGCACAGUAUGCGUUACUGUAAUAAUGUAUUCUCACUUUUCUCUGAAUAGUCGUCAUACGUACAAAAGGUCAUUCGAACUUGGCGAUAAGUCCAAAAUGCCACUGGUACUGUUUGGUGACGGGUUAACCAAUAGAUCGCAAGUUCGCUUUAAAGGUUUGCAAGCCGGUGUUUCAAGGAAAAUAUACAAGCAUUUGAAAACUAAAGAGAAACAAGGGCUAGUGUCAGUAUUAGAUAUUGAUGAAUUUCGUACAUCAAAGGUAUGUAAUCAAUUGCAUAUGAUCAUAAACAUAGCUCAAAACCUCUGAUUUACAUCAAUCUGUGUAUAGAUCUGUAAUUCGUGUAAAUCGUCGGAUGUAAGAAAGUAUAGUUCUCG